Messenger RNA from Alnus glutinosa, 1931 nucleotides. Its product is annotated as protein fluG-like. The record is from RefSeq and is a predicted model, not a curated record. Bases 30 to 1139 code for a protein of 369 amino acids. NCBI's taxonomy places the organism in Eukaryota, Viridiplantae, Streptophyta, Magnoliopsida, Fagales, Betulaceae. The transcript has 10 exons. Gene Ontology annotation, molecular function: hydrolase activity.
CACAACGGACAACACCCAGCGAGAGAGAGAUGGAUUUCACAGAACUGAGAGAAGCAAUAGAGGAGAUGGAGGUAGUGGACGCCCACGCCCACAACAUCGUCGCUCUCGACUCCACCGUCCCUUUCAUCAGUGGCUUCUCCGAAGCCAACGGCGACGCGUUGACCUUCGCGCCCCAUUCCCUCUCCUUCAAGAGAAAUCUAAGGCAUAUUGCUGAAUUGUAUGGAUCUCAGAUAUCCUUGCAUGAGGUUGAAGAAUACCGUAAGCUCUCUGGAUUACAGUCCAUUAGCUCAACAUGCUUCGAAGCUGCAAGAAUCUCUACCAUACUCAUUGAUGAUGGGAUAGAGAUUGACAAAAAGCAUGACAUAGAGUGGCAUAAAAGUUUUGCUCAGGUCGUUGGUAGAAUAUUGAGAAUUGAACGUCUGGCUGAGAAGAUUCUUGAUGAAGAAUUGCCAGAUGGAUCUACUUGGACAUUGGAUACGUUCACUGAAACUUAUCAGGGAAAGUUGAAGUCAGUUGCUAAUCAGAUAUAUGGGUUGAAAAGCAUAGCUGCAUACCGCAGUGGGUUAGAGAUCAAUACAAAUGUCACUCAAAAAAAUGCUGAGGAAGGUCUUUCUAAAAUUUUAAGUGCUGGAAAGCCUACCCGCAUUACGAAUAAAAGCUUUAUUGACUAUGUCUUUACACGUAGUUUGGAGGUUGCUCUAUGCUUUGACUUGCCGAUGCAGAUACACACUGGUUUCGGAGACAAAGAUUUGGAUAUGCGGCUGUCCAAUCCUCUUCAUCUCCGGACCCUUCUUGAGGACAAGAGAUUUUCAAAAUGUCGUAUAGUACUUUUACAUGCAUCCUACCCAUUUUCAAAGGAAGCAUCAUAUCUGGCCUCUGUUUAUCCCCAGGUGUACCUCGACUUUGGGUUGGCAGUUCCCAAGCUUAGUGUCCAUGGAAUGAUAUCGUCAGUCAAAGAACUUUUGGAGCUAGCUCCAAUAAAGAAGGUGCAAAGAAAGCACGCGAAGUUGUCUUUUCUGUUCUACGUGAUGCGUGUAUUGAUGGUGAUCUCUCAAUUUCUGAAGCUGUUGAGGCUGCUAAAGACAUCUUUGCACAUAAUGCAAUUCAGUUUUACAAGAUCAAUUUAUCUCUUGGUUUAAAGAAUACAUCAACUCCUUACCCUGUGAAGAUGAAAACAAGUGCAUUGGAUAAUGAUGUCUCCCUUGUUCGCAUUAUAUGGGUUGAUGGUUCGGGACAGCACAGAUGUCGUGUUGUUCCUAGGAAGCGAUUUGACAAUGUUGUUAGGAAGAAUGGUGUUGGUUUGACAUUUGCGUGCAUGGGAAUGACUUCUGGUGCUGAUGGUCCAGCCGAUAAGACCAAUCUGACAGGAGUUGGUGAGAUCAGACUUAUUCCUGAUUUGUCAACCAAGUGCAGGAUACCAUGAUUCUGGACAGCAUAUGUUGUUACAAGGCUUAGCUAUUGAAGCCGUGUAGCUAUUGAUACAGGCAAGUUGAAGCCGUCUACAAGGCUUACAUCGUAGAAAUCUUGUUCACCGUUCGCUGCAAUAGCGAUUCCCACCAAAUACGCCGGCAGGAUUGCAUUGUUGCCGUUGCAUGAAACCUGACCGGAGCCACAAUCAGCAGUUGCACAAGUGAAACCGGCCGAUCCACGAAGCUUGGACAUCCAGUGAUGUGGAUGCUUUGGAUGGUAGCUUGAAUCCGGUGUUUGAUAACUGAGGUUUUUGAUUUGCUGUCAAGUCUCCCGGCCAAAUAGUGUACGGACAAUUGUUUGUUACCGUUAUUGUAGCGGAGUGAGCACCUGCAUAUAUGCACGCAACAUGAACCAAAAGUCCUUGACACUAGUUCGAACAUGAAAAAUAAAUGCAGAUCUUGGAUGCAACAAACGUAGUAACUAAUAAUUAUCACAGAAAUAAAUGAGUUGUAUCGAUUAAA